AUGCGUCUACUCCACCCACGCGUCGCACCGUCCGCGCACCGAGUCCGGAGCCGCCCGCCACCGCAGCACGUCACGUGGCUGACGUUUGCCGGUGUCGCGUACGUCGUCGUUGCCGUCGUAACGGGCAUCUACUACCUUCUGCUGCUGCGUCCAAGCUUCUCCAACGACUUGUGGUGGUCCGGCUACAACAUUAGCGGCUACGAAGCGCUCCUUGUGGACUUGGUCAACAACGAGCUCACGACACGGCAGUUUUCAGGCGCCGUCGACUUGCUCGCACCGCGGAUGGCCAUGCGCAAGCUGUACACAGCGCCGACGUCGCUCUCGCUCAUCGCACCGACGUACGCCCGCCGACUGCUCUACAUUGAGCUCACGUCGCCGGACUAUGCCAUCCCCAACCUGCGCGCCACGAAAGCACAAAAGCUGGUGUGGCUCUCGACACAGCUCUGCUACGUCGACUUUGAACGACGACUGGAGCUUGCACACACGGCCGCGCGGCAACGGCGGUGCGCGUCCCGGUACGCUGCUAAUGGUGCCGUGUACAUGGAGGCGACCCUGCGCAACACCAACUUUGACGAGUACCUCGCUGUCUACGGCGGCCCCGGGGGCUGGUUUAGCGUCGGUGUCGAAACGGCGCUGGAGGCGUCGGCGUACGGUCGUCAGUGGUUGCGCAAGACGUCGAGUGCGCGCAACGAAACAUCGGUGGCCGAUGAGCUCGCGCACUGGUACAGUCGCAACAUCACGUCGUUCCAGAUGCAGUGGACCAACGACCGCGAUCCGUCGAUUUCGGAGACGAUCACACUGACAAACGCGCUCGGGGUGGCGCUCUCGGUUGACAUCAAGAACGUGCCUUCGAAUAUUGGACCAUGGACGUCCAUUAUGUUUUGUGGAUAUCCCGCCAACGACCUCUACUUUGCCCGGCUCUACAAUGCUAGUCUCGUGCGGAGCGAGCCCAACUUCCUUGGCGACAGCAGGAGCUUCGAGUCGCUCCUCGGGAUGCAGACAGUCGCCGGUGUCUUUGUCAAUCAGUCGGCGCUGGUGCGAGCGGCCGUCGGUCCUUUCAACGGCAUUGAUGCCUACUAUGUCCCCGUGCCCGACUCCUUCCAGCGGUUCUACGCGUCGGUAUCGGAAGUGCUGUUUCGGAGUGUCCUCGGCACGGAUGCUUUCUCGAAACCGAUCGUGACACUGCUACCGUUGGUCAUUGCUCCUGCGCCGGCGUCGUGGGCGACUGGCAACUACUUGUUUGCUGGUGGGAAUCCGCUUUGUCUCUCGAAAGCACCGACGGUGUUCGUGCAGUCGCUCCUCGACUACGACGAUGCAUGCACGGGUGUCACACCCUUCCGACUGUCGUUGCUGCCGAUGACAGUGCUUCUGAGCCGCUUACUCCUUCUUUCACCGACGCCUGGGGACAUCUGCGCCCUCGACACCUUGCCGUCGUCGCCAACGUGUCUCCAAUACCUGGCGACGGCCGAUCGCAUCAUUGCUGGAUCCGAGCUGCGCUUGAUCCAAGGGACUUCGGUGCUGAACGAUCUCGCCAAGCUCGAUGUUCGCAUGACGCAGUUUGCGACGGACGCCGCCACGCAGUCGCAGUGGACGCUCUUGUCCCAGCCGCUUGUCGACGCGACGCCCUUUGCGUUCUUCGGUGCUGCGAUGCUUCUCGAGUGGCUCAUGGGCACUCGCGAAGUCGUUGCGCUGCAGGGCGAUGUCGGCGACCUGGUUUUGAUCUCGAGUGCCUACGCCAGCACGCCGUACGCGACGAGCGGCGGUAGUCACUACAUCAAGAAUGCCACCGAGAUCGUCUAUUACAUCACAGUCUACACCACGUUUGUGCUCUGCUUCGUUGCGUGUCUCUGUCUCUGGCUCGGUCUCCGCGACAACUGCGCCGGCCUCGGCGUCAACCUCUUUGCCUUCAGCCGCGUUGUUGGCUCGACAUGGGUCGGUCGGUCCCUCGUCUUCCUUCGAGGCACGACUGCGCUCCUCUUACUGAGCACGGCCAACGUCGAGCUCGUGCGCCUCGGCGCUGCGUGGACGCGGCUGCAGCUCAAUACGCGGUCGCCGGUCGAAAUCGCCGUGCUUGCGAGCGAGGCGACGUGGGUAACGUACGCCAUCACCGAACUCCUCGUGCUUGUGGUGCCCAGUGUCACUGCCGUGUACGCACCGUAUAGCGCACUCGCCGUCUGGCUCAGUUAUGUGAUUCUGGAAGCUGCCGACCCCGUUCUGCUCGAGGCCACCAUGAGCAAGCAGUGUGCCGCCAUCAACAUGGCCAUGAACCUUCACUGCGAAAGCAUGAGUAUCAGUAUUGGCUGCACGAGCCGUGCCGAAGCGCUUGGUUUGAUCGCGCUCGGUAGCGUCGGCAUCGGUGUUGCCACCGCCACGAUCCUUUGCCGGCAUUGCCAGAGCGUCCCCGACAACUGCCCGGUCGUCGUCUCGGGCGUCGCGACGAGCUUCAUCUCGUGGCAACGGUUUUCAAAGUCGACGCCGGUCGACCGCGUGACGUGUGCCAUGUGCGGACUCAUUCCAGUGCGCCUCGGGCGGUGGCGCUUCACGUUCGACCUGAAUCUAUGGGUUGUCUCGGACGACUCGGUUGUCGGCAGUGAGCGACUCAAGCGCAACUCCCAUCAACUUCUCGAGGCCAUUAUGAGUCUGCGUCGGCUCUCGACGGGGCAGAUCCCACCGCUCUCGGACGCGUACGUUCCUGUGACAUGGUAUCACCGGUGGUCCCGUCGACUACUCCAAACCACAAGCGUUCUCUUCUUGGGCGUAUCGACGUUCAGCUCCAUCACGUACCUCGAGGUGUCGCAGGUGACGCUCGCCAACGACUUGGCAUGGGCCACGUUCAAUAGCACAGGCAUCCACGCGUACAUUGCGACAUAUCUCAACCAUGCGCUGCUUCUCAACAACGUAUCAUCGCCUCUGGACUUGACCUUGCAGAGCCUUCCCGGGCUCUUCAGCGCGCCCACGUACACGCUGACGAUCCCGGGCAACGUCGGCGCGCGCUACGAACUUCAGUACGCGACGAGCUUGGUCCAGACGAUCAAAGGUCUCCGCGGAUCGUCGGCCAGUGACGCAGCGUGGAUCGCAACGUCCUACUGCUUUGUGGACCUGAAUCGCACGUGGUCGCUGGCGCACACGUCCACGCGGGCGACGCGCUGCGCGUCGAUGGUCAGCAACGGCGCCGUCUUUCUUGAGACGGUGCUGCGCAACGUCGAUGGCGACGCGUGGACGGCAGCCUAUGGUGACGCUUUUGAAAUUGGGAUAUCGCGGGCGCUGCGGGCGUCGGCGUCGGGGCAGAAAUGGCUCCAGACGACCAUGUCGCCCAUCGCGCUGCCCGUCCUCGACGAAGCCGCGUACUGGCUUGCGCACGGCGUCACUGCGUUCAAGAUGCAGUGGCAAAACUACAAGACCGUCGGCGUCCUCAACUCGUACACGAUCGAGAACGCUUACGGGUUCUCCUACCCGUUUACGCUCACGGCGCUCAAUGGCUCGUACCGGUUCGCGAGCCAAACGUCCUUCAAAAUGUACUGGGGCUUUGGGAACGACCUGCGCUGGGUCACUGCCAACGCCACGGACCACCCGCCCGGUGUCUUUGGCUCGAGUCUCAUCGUCAACAGCGCCGACUAUGCAUUUGCCAACGCGUCGUUCGAGUCGGUGCUUCUCCGCAACGGCUCGCUGCCGUCACCGCUAGGUCCUGGGUUUGCCGCGGUGCGCUCGACGCUCGGCCCCUUUGGCUCCAUCGACAUGCACUACAUUCCCGUGCCUCAGGCGCUCAUGACAGCAGUCGCCGCGGUUGAAACGAGCGUCCGAACGGCACUCCGGACAGAUGCAAGUGCUGCGGCUGCGUACACGGGCUUGGACAUCCAGUACAAUGCAAUGGCGGCCCCGCCUGUGUGGGCCCGCAGCUCGUUCGUGACGUUUGGCGGGUCCCCGCUCUGCGACGCGCUGCCGCCGAGCGCUGCGAGUCCCACUAGAUUCUCGGGCAUGAACACGCUCUUUGCGUUCGACUACGGCUGCUACGCAACGUCUUAUGCAACACCGCUGCUCCUCAACACCGAUCCCGUGCUCUUUGCUGUCGCCAUGGCCUCCAUGUCGCCAGACUUCAACGCGAGUGCCACGUGCGACCUCGACUUCACCAACGUCAAUACGUGCGUCGACGCGAUUGCGUCAGCGACAGCCUUUCUUGCCACGUAUGUGCCAAUGACGCUGACUGUGACCGACGCCAAGACGCUGGCCGCGACGACCGUGACGGCGCUGGACGUCCGCGUGAUGCAGUACGGACGAUGGAACGCGUCCGCGCCGUUGGAAGUGGCGACCGCCGGUCUCUUGGACGAGACUGAUUUCACCUAUUUUGCGUGGGGCUUUCUCUACCACUGGGCAGUCGGGGACCACACGGUGGUGAACUUCGCCGGCGACGAAGGCUCUCUCACGCUGCUCUCCGAGUUUAUGUACCCGAGUCGGCAGGACGUCCAGUCGUACGAGGUGCCGACGACGUUUGCGACCUACGCGCGCAACUGCAACGUCUACAUCACGUGUGCGAUGAUGGUGCUCACGGUCGUCGUCGUCGUCUACAUCUGCGUCUGCCGGGGCCACGUCGAAGGCAAGAACAUCAUGAAGCUCAACCGCGUCGGCGCGCUCGUCUGGGUUGGCCGCCCACUCGUCUUUGUGCGCAGUCUCACGGCCCUCGCGCUUCUCUCCACGAGCACGUUGCGGCUCUCGGGGCGCCACGGCGUCUCCUUUCUCACGCCGACGCCAGCGCCCUGGUACACGAUCGUGCUCGCCGCGUCCGAGGUCACGUGGCUUGUCGAAGUCGUCAACGACAUUGCGCUGGUCUACACGCAAGCGUACACGCCGUACUACGCAAUGCUCAACACGUGGGGCGUCUGGGCUGUCACGAGCCUCCUCUCGGGUGUGGCGCCGGUGGCGCCGAUCACGACCGUCGCGCCGACUUGCCGCGUGGCGCAGAUCGAUAUGCAGCUCGUGUGUACGACGGCGUCGAUCGCGAUCGGGCAAAAGCAGCGCCUGUAUACGCUGCUCAGUGUCGUCUUUGGGUGCAAAAUCGGCUUGUACGCGAGCACGCGGUGGUGGCUUCGGCGCGCGCCGCCCAAGUGCACUGUCGACUCGCUGUUUUUGAGCGCAGGCGCCAAGUACCUCUUUAGCCACGACACGUGGCUCUACAAUGAUGUCUACUACCUCGACAUGGCGUCGGCCGUCGUCAACGGCAUCUUGACGUACCGCCGUGGCGCGACCGUCUACGCGGUCGACGUUAAAUUUUGGCGCGUGUUUGCGAUUCCGCUGCCGACAGAGAGCGACAUUCCGGAAGCGGCGCCGCUGGCGCGGGCAGCGCCGUACACGAUGCCUCUGGCGAUGCAGCUCCUACCAAUUACGUUCGAUCCGCCAACGACGCUCUUCACGGACGAGGUCGAAACCACCAACACGUGCACGCAACCCGGCGCGACGCCGACGAUAGCGGUGGUCGAUGCCAACACGGACGACUUCAUGGCGCUCAUGUACCUCUUCAAGGAGCCGACGGUCAACGUUACGGCUGUUGUUGUCGACGGCAACGGCUGGUCGCACCUCGACGAAGGCAUUGAGAGCCUCCUGCGCGUGAUCGCGUUUGCUGGUCUCACGGACCGUGUCGAGGUCGGCGUCGGCGCCCGCUACAACAUGGUCAACGAACCAACUAAUGGCACAUUGUAUCAGGACUCGGUGCCCGAAGCCGACGUGUGCGGCCGCAACGACGUUGACUCGAUCUUGCACCUGCGCGACCAGCUCUUAUUUCCGCCCCGAAACUUGUAUCUCGACACCCGCCCGCUUCUCGACGACGGCUGGAAGGUGCUUCAGAAGCACAUCAACGCCGGCGCGACGCAAGUCCUCUCGACCGGGACACUCACGACGCUCAACCACCUGCGCCUGAAGGACCCGACAGCGUUUGCCAAGAUCUCCAACCUUGUUGUCAUGGGCGGCGCCGUCCACGCGCCAGGCAACCUCUACACCGUCGCCGAGAACAAGGUCGCCGAGUUCAACAUCUACUUGGAUCCGCACGCCGCGCGCGACGUGUUUGCGUCGUCGGCCGCCAGCGUCAUCAAGCUCGUGGGCCUCGACGUCACGGACAAGUACCCGAUCGAGCGGGCGACGCUGGAGGCGCUCGCGUCGUCGUCCGUUGCUGACGCGCAGUUCGUGUCGAUGAUCGUCAACGUCACCGAGUCCAUCUGCUUUGGCCCAACGUUCCUUGACGCGUUCCACUUUUUGGGACCCGCUCGCUGCCGCUUCGAAACAGAAAAGCUCUCGGUUGUCGCCAAUGUCCCCAUCAACACGACCGUCGACGGCUGGACGACCGUCGAUGACGCGCACGGCGCUCGGAUCACGUAUGCCGCCGACAUCUCGGCAGCCAACGCCCACCGCUUUGCAACGAUGCUCUUGCGCAAUCUCAACUCGGACUGCGUGCGUCGCGUGCCCAAGAAGCACGCGUGCUGA
Molecule: messenger RNA, 6468 nt
Organism: Saprolegnia diclina VS20
Lineage: Eukaryota; Oomycota; Saprolegniomycetes; Saprolegniales; Saprolegniaceae
Exons: 3
Coding region: 1-6468 (2155 amino acids)
Biological process (GO): purine nucleoside catabolic process
Cellular component (GO): cytosol
Molecular function (GO): purine nucleosidase activity
Source: RefSeq, a predicted model, not a curated record